AUGGCCAACUCCAUCAGCGGCACUUCUGCCGACAAGUUUGAGCUGGAUCCGCUAUGGCAGAAUCUUGAUUGGGCGAUUGGGCAGAUGCUGCUCAUGGGCUGGGAUGGCACCCAAGUGACGCCCCAAAUCAGAAGCCUCAUUGAGGAUCACCACCUCGGCUCCAUCAUUCUGACGGCCAAGAACCUGAAAUCGGCGCAUCACACUGCAAUGCUCGUUCAAGAGCUUCAGAUGAUUGCCAAGAAUUCCGGUCACCCACAGCCGCUUCUCAUCGCCGUAGAUCAAGAAAAUGGCGGCGUCAACAGUCUGUUCGACGAAGACUUCGUCUGCCAGUUCCCUAGUGCCAUGGCCAUUGCCGCCACUGGCAGUCUUGAGUUGUCAUAUGAAGUGAACAAGGCAACUGCCACCGAAAUCUCAGCCUGUGGUGUUAAUCUCAUGCUUGGUCCUGUUUUGGACGUUCUUAAUAAUGCGCGUUAUCAAGUUAUUGGAGUACGUGCCUCGGGCGAUGACCCCCAAGAAGUAUCUCAGUAUGGACUGGCUGCCCUGAGCGGCAUUCGCGACGCCGGUGUGGCCUCUUGUGGAAAACACUUCCCUUCCUAUGGAAAUCUCGACUUCCUCGGUUCCAAUCUUGACGUUCCAAUCAUUACUCAGACACUGGAAGAGCUGAGUCUCAGCGCUUUGGUGCCCUUUCGAAACGCCAUCUCUUCUGGGAAGCUUGAUGGCAUGUUCAUUGGCGGAUGUGGCAUCUCCAAUCCCUCCAUGAACGUCAGCCAUGCUUGUCUGUCUGAUCAAGUCGUCGACGAUCUUCUUCGGAACGAACUUGGAUUCAAAGGAGUUGCAAUCUCAGAGUGCCUUGAAAUGGAGGCACUAAGCCAAGACCUCGGAGUCCAGAACGGUGUCGUCAUGGCCGUAGAGGCGGGAUGCGAUAUCGUGCUCCUCUGCCGCGCCUACGACGUUCAGUUAGAGGCUAUCAAAGGUCUCAAGCUGGGUUACGAGAAUGGCAUCGUCACGAAGGAGAGAAUCUUCACCUCCCUGAGAAGAAUCUUUCACCUAAAGUCGAGCUGCACUUCUUGGGCAAAAGCACUAAACCCUCCGGGCAUCAAUCUACUUUCACAGAUCCGCCCCUCUCACCUUGCCCUAUCUCGGCGAGCCUAUGAUGAUUCCAUCACCAUUGUGCGGGAUAAAGAGAAGCUGCUGCCCCUCUCCCUUUCGCUGCACCCCGGUGAGGAGCUGCUGUUGCUCACACCGUUGGUCAAGCCACUACCGGCGUCAUCUUUGACUAAAAGCUUGCUCGAGUCAAAGAACGACGCAUCUUUGAUUACCACUAUGCAUGACAAAUGGAGCCACCAAAUCCGAGAAAGAAGCGCCAUCAUGAGCGGAGAAGGAGUCUUUCGAGAAUUCGGAAAAACACUAGCAAGAUACCGUAAUGAGAAGCUCCUACACACAAGCUACACAGCUAAUGGAGUAAGACCAGUACACGAGAAUCUCAUCAACAGGGCAUCAUGCAUCAUCAUUUUUACGGCAGACGCGAACAGAAAUCUGUAUCAGGCCGGGUUUACCAAACAUGUUGACAUGAUGUGCUCUAUGCUUCGUAGUAGAGGACAAAAGAAGCAGCUCAUUGUGGUUGCCGUGAGCUCCCCUUACGACUUUGCCAUGGAUAAGUCCAUAGGUACCUACAUUUGCACAUACGACUUUACGGAGAAUGCCAUGGCUGCUCUCGUCCGAGCGCUGGUCGGAGACAGCAACCCAGUCGGCACCAUGCCAGGAACUCUUCGAAAGAGCAAGAAAGUUCUCAAGUCCCGACAGCAUUGGCUGGUGGAAGAGUUUGAUAGCAAUCGGGAUCGAAAAGGGUUGAACGACCUCCUUCGGGCUGUGCACCGGGCCAGUGACCAAGAUUUCCGGUAUUUGCAGACCACAACCUCGGAUACCUUUGUGCUCGACAACCAGAACGUGAAAGAGACCCAUUUUGUGGUGCGGAACAGUAGUACACAAGCUCUUUACGGCUUUGUCGCUACGUAUUUUAUCCAGAACGUGGGCAUCCUUGGAGCUCUCAUUGUAGAUCCAACCAAACGGAACCUGUCAAUUGGACGAUCUCUUCAUCGCCGAGCGCUGAAGAGUUUGACCCAGCAGAGAGGCAUCAAGAAAGUGCAGCUAGGAUCGUGUUUUCCCGCUCUUUUCCUCGGAAUCCCUCUCGACAUCGAAGUGACAACGACAAAAGAAUGGUUCAGCAACAGCGGGUGGGAUACUCAGUUCCCACGAAGACUCACAAACAUGAUUAUCCAUGAUUUGAGUGCCUGGUAUGCUCCUGAGGGCCUAUCGCAAAGCAUUCAGCGAGCCAAUAUCAGCUUUGACCUGAUUUACGGCGUGGAAAGCGGGGAUACCGUGAUGCACCACGUGCGAACUCACGCAAACCCGGAAGUUCUCGAACUCUACCGAACUGCAUUGGAAGAGAGCAAGGCUUGUGGUAUUGUGCGAGCCAAGGAUGCAGCAGGAAAUCUACUAGGAACUAUCAUCAUCUGUAGGCCAAAUAGCCCCCUCGCCAGAUAUGUUCCCCCAUUGGUGUCGCUUGGGCAAGACAUUGGCGGUCUCCUGGCUCCAAUUGUCCCUCCGGCACCUCUUUCGACUUUAGUGCUGCAAGGUCUUGCUUUGAUGGGCGUUCGACAAAACAAGGGCCACAAAGCAACCCAGUCAGUACUAAGCUGGGUUGUCGACGAUGCUUUUGAGCCUCUUGUGGCUAUGGGAUUCGAUGUUUUGCAGGCAUUCGAGGAGAUAACGAAUUCCCCUGAAAUGUUUCAAACUUGAAGAUGGACGAUAAUUCGCAUUGAGCUAUGUUACCACUGAUACUUACACGGUAUUGCUUUCCCUUUGAUAUUCUUCAUCAAAGAUAUCUUUCCCUAUGCAACGCUGCUUGUUUUCCUUGGUACUGGGGUUUGAAUGAGGGGUAGUAGUACUGAGCAACCGUUGCACAAGCUUGUCGCUAUUCUUUGGUUUUAUUCACUGAUUUCAUAUUGGAUGCCUGGGGAGCAGUAAGACUACGAUUCUAUGUAUUUAUUAGUUAUGACCAGUUCACGUGCACUCUCACGCCUUUAGCUAUUGAUUGUUGUAUACUAGGGCAAAUUGAACGAAGAAAGUAGGAUUGUAUCCCCC
Trichoderma virens Gv29-8 is the source of this 3144-nucleotide messenger RNA. RefSeq names its product glycoside hydrolase family 3 protein. NCBI's taxonomy places the organism in Eukaryota, Fungi, Ascomycota, Sordariomycetes, Hypocreales, Hypocreaceae. The transcript is spliced from 6 exons. The coding region runs from base 1 to 2799 and encodes 932 amino acids. The record is from RefSeq and is a predicted model, not a curated record. Gene Ontology annotation, molecular function: hydrolase activity, hydrolyzing O-glycosyl compounds. Gene Ontology annotation, biological process: carbohydrate metabolic process; peptidoglycan turnover.